Doryrhamphus excisus (bluestripe pipefish) is the source of this 3872-nucleotide messenger RNA. RefSeq names its product 6-phosphofructo-2-kinase/fructose-2,6-bisphosphatase 2-like. Gene Ontology annotation, molecular function: fructose-2,6-bisphosphate 2-phosphatase activity; 6-phosphofructo-2-kinase activity; ATP binding. Lineage: Eukaryota; Metazoa; Chordata; Actinopteri; Syngnathiformes; Syngnathidae. The record is from RefSeq and is a predicted model, not a curated record. Gene Ontology annotation, biological process: fructose metabolic process; fructose 2,6-bisphosphate metabolic process. Gene Ontology annotation, cellular component: cytosol.
CCAAAAACAUGCUAGGUUAAUUGGCGACUCCAAAUUGUCCAUAGGUAUGAAUGUGAGUGUGAAUGGUUGUUUGUCUAUAUGUGCCCUGUGAUUGGCUGGCCACCAGUCCAGGGUGUACCCCGCCUGAAGACAGCUGGGAUAGGCUCCAGCACCCCCCGCGACCCUUGUGAGGAUAAGCGGUAGAAAAUGAAUGAUUAAUUUUGUCUCUAUUUUUUUGUCUCUCAAUUUCCACUUUCGUUCACAGAAAUCACUUCUUUAUUCCAAGAAUUCCAGUUAGAAUUCCCCCGAAAUUACACAUUUUCCAAACACGAAAUUCCAACUGAAAUGAAUGGAGUCCUUUUACUUCUUCCAUCUUUCCGAACCGAAUCACAGCAUUCUAAUGUAACAUUCAGGGCAUACAGUAUGUGCUUGUCACUUUCUUAUUCCACAGCAAACCAUUCCAUCGUCAAAACAUUCAGGACAUUAAGGUGAGCAAUUUCUCACAUUCUGGAAAUUCAUACAUUUUCCAUAAUUCCAUAUUUUCUGUGACAAAAUGUGUAGAAUUGUUAAUGAAGUACUUCCACAUGUUCUAAUGGAUUCAAACAAUUCAAAUUGUUCAGCUCAUUUCAGAUGAAGGCCCACUUUUUUUUCACAAUUUCAGCACAGUGUCAACUGAAAUAUGCUUGCGCGUCUAUUACCAAUAUUACGGCAAGACACUGUGACGUAGCGGCACGCCUCCGCUUUGGAAUGACGCCAGCCAGCCGGACCGAGAGAAACUAAGGACGGCUUGACAGAACCGGCAUCUGCCCUACAGACAGCCAUUCACCUUAACGGCGGCCAUUCCGGUCCUGCAGCCAUUAACUUACCAAGACCCCGAUCCGGUGUCUUCUUCCUGAUGUCGAACCACCAACGAGAUAACGGUUACGUGGGCUCAGUCGAUUCCAAGAAAGACGUGAGGGUGAAUGAGAAGAAAUGCUCAUGGGCGUCUUACAUGACAAAUUCCCCCACCGUGAUCGUCAUGAUUGGCCUGCCUGCCAGAGGGAAGACAUACAUGUCCAAAAAGCUCACGCGGUACCUCAACUGGAUCGGCGUUCCCACCAAAGUGUUUAACCUGGGCGUGUACCGCAGGGAGGCCGUCAGAGCCUAUAAGUCCUACGACUUCUUCCGCCACGACAACGAGGAGGCCAUGAAGAUCAGGAAGCAAUGCGCUCUGGUGGCCCUGCAGGAUGUUAAGGUGUACCUUACAGACGAGGGAGGCCAGAUUGCUGUUUUUGACGCGACCAACACAACAAGAGAUCGCCGAGACCUUAUUCAAGCUUUUGUAAAGGAGAAUGCAUUUAAGGUGUUCUUCGUGGAGUCGGUGUGUGACGACCCUGAGGUCAUUGCUGCUAAUAUCAUGGAAGUCAAGGUGUCCAGUCCGGACUACCCCGAGAGGCACCGGGAGAGGGUCAUGGAUGACUUCCUGAAACGCAUAGAGUGCUACAAGGUGACUUACCAGCCAUUGGACCCCGAUGAUUAUGACAAGGACCUGUCUUUCAUCAAGGUGAUGAACGUUGGCCGGCGGUUCUUGGUAAACCGGGUGCAAGACUACAUCCAGAGUAAGAUCGUCUACUACCUCAUGAACAUCCACGUGCACUCGCACUCCAUCUAUCUGUGUCGUCACGGCGAGAGCAACCACAACGUCGAGGGUCGCAUCGGGGGAGAUGCCGAACUUUCUCCUCGUGGCAAACAGUUUGCCUGUGCCCUUCGGGACUUCAUCGAGGACCACGAGCUGUCAGACCUGAAGGUGUGGACGAGCCAGCUGAGACGCACCAUACAGACGGCAGAGGAGCUAGCUGUCCCGUACGAGCAGUGGAAAAUUCUCAAUGAGAUUGACGCGGGUGUUUGCGAGGAAAUGACUUAUGAGAUGAUUCAGAGGUCGUUUCCGGAGGAGUUUGCUUUGAGGGACCAAGACAAAUAUCACUAUCGCUAUCCUGGAGGGGAGUCGUACCAGGAUCUGGUCCAGCGUCUGGAGCCGGCCAUCAUGGAACUGGAGAGGCAAGGCAAUGUUCUGGUCGUCUGCCACCAGGCGGUCAUGCGCUGUCUUCUGGCCUACUUCCUGGAUAAAAGUGCAGAGGAUCUGCCCUACAUGAAAUGUCCGCUUCACACCGUCCUCAAACUCACCCCCGUGGCGUAUGGCUGUAAAGUGGAAAUGUUUUAUCUCAACGUGGAGGCGGUCAACACGCAUCGGGAUCGACCUCUUGCUAAAAUGACAAAGGAAUCUGCACUUUUACUACGGAGGAAUAGUUACACACCCUUGUCCAGUCAUGACCAGGUCAAGCGUCCCAGGCUGUACAGCGCUGGCAACCAGCCAUGGCUACCGCUUGCCCCCACCCCGUCGGCUCUGAUGCCCGAUGGACGGCCGAGCCAAGACUCCCUGUGUGAAGGAAUCCACUUUGACAGCCCCGAUGAAACGAGCGGCUGCAUCCGCUUUUGAGUGAAGAUGAAUUAUGAAUAUCUCAAUAGAAGAGCAAAUGCAGCCACUGGCUACAACAUUAGCUACACUUGCACACAUCUCAAAUGAGUUAAGUGCACAAAUUUAUUUGUGGGUUUGUUUUUGGAAAACUAUUUAUUCCAGUCAAACUCCCUAUUGGUUCAAAUAUACUAAUAAUAUUUCCUAUGGCAGGAAAUGAACAUUUGCAAACUACCAAGUUUUAAGUAACUAUCAUUCAAGUGUAAAAGGAGAACGUGUAUACUUCAGGGGGUGUUAGAUUUUUUAUCAAUCUGCUACAACUGUUGAAACUGUAAUAAACUAAAUUAAUCAAUAGGAGGCACAACCGGACUUUUGACUGUACUGUCAUCAAUGUACAUGAUAAACCGGCAUUAUUUUUUGCUAUGCAUCUCACAGAAAUGCAGGUGGGGCUGGGUUUAUAAUGUUUUGUGGUUAUGAAAUUUUGGAAGAAUAUGCACUGUGCAUGGCUGCAGAAUGCAACAUGUGUGGAAGGAUAGCGUGUGUACCUACACUUGCACUUAAUUGUUUCCUAAAUGGCAGAGCACAAAAGAAAAGGGAAAAAACUACAACCAUCCUUAAGAAUAAAGAUUACUGAUUACUAGAGGGGUCAUGGAUUCCAUGCACUGUUACAAGAUCUAGAAGAAGAGGUUAUCCUUCCUAACUAGCCUGAAUGUUACCAUAAAAAUAACCGUUCUACCAUUUUCCAUGUAUAUUAAUAGUCUAGGAAUGGAAGUGGUUCCUAAGCUGAGGACCACCUGCUUGUGUGCCUAUUGAAUGAAAUGGUCAGUGAAUGUAUCAUGGUCAUGUGAAAUGAAGGAACCAGUCAAGGAACAGAGGCUGAAAUGUUCAUAUAUUUGACUCUGAAUGCUUAUUCUUACAAAAUGAUGACUUAUCAGUAUUAUAAACCUGCCAUUCAAGAAACAAAUAGAAGGUGUACAGUAUUUAAGAGCUUCAGUCACAUGGAGACUUAAAGAAAAUAUUUUUCUUCAUAUUUAAGGGAAUUGGGAAGGGUUGGAAAUGCAAAAAUAUUCUUGUAGAUCCUGUGGUUGUGUGUGUAUUCGAUAUAAUUGGUACAUUUAUUUUGUUGGACUUCUCUACAAAAAGCAUGACGGAUGUGUGAAUUAUUUAUGUACAUUUUAGACAGUUGUAUCCUCUUAUAAUUGAAUGGAAGAUGAAUCAUGGAAGCCAGAAAUCAUUCAUUAGGAUGGGUAAGGUAAAUUGAUACCUGGUUUGUUCAGAUUGCCACUGCGAUGGAAGCCUACUUGUGCCUUUGUAGCUAAUAAAAGGGAAUUUUUACUGGAUUUUGUACAAUAAAAUGAACAGUUGACUUAUUUUGCAACAUCCAUAAUGUUUGUGGUUUCAUGGCCGUGUUUCAAAAAUACCAUUAAAGACUAUAAUUUUA